This is a messenger RNA of Lachancea fermentati, 1074 nucleotides long. Lineage: Eukaryota; Fungi; Ascomycota; Saccharomycetes; Saccharomycetales; Saccharomycetaceae. The record is from the annotation of a GenBank genome assembly.
AUGAGUUCUAUGCUAGCAGAAGUCGAGUCUAUGGAUGGUUUGCCAUUUGUGAAAGACACAUCACCAUCUUUAGAACCAAGUGAGAAAAUCAUCGCGCCAUCCAUUGAAGAAGUUGAUUCAAAUCCGGAAGAGCUACGAAGUAUCCGAGGUCAGGGUCGUUACUUUGGUCUUGAGGACCCUGCAGAUGGCAUUCAGGAGCUAGAGCCUAAGUGUAAUAAUUGCUCUCAAAGGGGACACUUUAAAAGAAACUGUCCGCACGUAAUCUGCUCGUAUUGUGGGUCCAUGGAUGAUCACUAUUCGCAGCAUUGUCCCAAGGCCAUCAAGUGCGCAAACUGUAAUGAGAAUGGACAUUACAGAAGCCAGUGUCCGCACAAAUGGAAAAGAGUUUACUGUACACUCUGUAACAGCAAAAAGCAUUCGAGAAAUCGCUGUCCUAGCAUAUGGAGAAGCUAUUUCUUACUUGAAGGAGAUUCUAAAAGGGUAUUGCCCAUGCACAAAAUAUUCUGCUAUAAUUGCGGUGGUAAAGGACAUUUUGGAGAUGACUGUGAUUUUCGACGCUCAUCAAGAGUCCCUAACGAUGAUGGAAGUGCGUUUUCGGGAGAUAACUUGCCUAAGAAGCUUAAGGUUGAAUAUUAUCGGCAGUUGAAUAAGAGUCGGCGCGAGAAAAGCAGAUUUACAUCCCUGUAUCCUUCUGACACCGAAGAUUAUGACCCUUUCGAGGUGGACGACUACGAAUUUGAUGAUGCCUUCUACGAUGAUAAUGUAAGUUCGAAGAGCAACAAGAAGAGGAAGCGGCGCGGAAGAAAUGAUGGCAAUUCUAGUUUUCAUCCUCCACCGUAUCAAAAGUCUAGAUAUGUUCCAGAGCCAUCUUCAAAAGGUACGGUUUUGCCUCCUAAGCAGAAGAGGAAACAUCCUCUAGAUUUCGAUCGUAGCUCGGGUGGAAAUAGACCUUAUGACAACAUCACAGCGUCUAGAUAUGGAGGGGCCUCUUCUUAUCGCCAGAGCCAAGAUAAUUAUAGACAUUACAACUCGUAUCAGCCUUUUAGAAGUGGAACUUUGGGCAAGAGGCGGUGA